Messenger RNA from Nicotiana tabacum (common tobacco), 728 nucleotides. RefSeq names its product 14 kDa zinc-binding protein. Gene Ontology annotation, molecular function: catalytic activity. The record is from RefSeq and is a predicted model, not a curated record. Lineage: Eukaryota; Viridiplantae; Streptophyta; Magnoliopsida; Solanales; Solanaceae.
AGGAAGCUUUACGAUAUGAGUGAAGAAAACCCCAAUAAGAGGCGACUCCAAAUAUUGACUGCACACUUCACUACUCAUCAGAAGAAGAAGCCUGCUGCCAUGGCUUCCGAGAAAGAAGCUGCUCUUCUCACCGUUCCUUCAGAUUCUCCUACCUUAUUUGACAAGAUCAUUAACAAGGAAAUCCCAGCAAACAUUGUCUACGAGGAUGACAAGGUUUUAGCUUUCAGAGACAUAAAUCCCCAAGCUCCGGUGCACAUUCUGCUUAUUCCCAAGGUCAGGGAUGGCUUGACUGGACUGUCCAAGGCUGAAGAAAAGCAUUGUGAAAUUCUUGGUCAACUUCUUUACACCGCAAAGCUUGUUGCUAAACAAGAAGGUCUGCUCGAGAAUGGGUUCAGACUUGUGAUCAAUGAUGGGCCUAGUGGAUGCCAAUCUGUUUAUCAUCUUCACCUUCACCUUCUCGGGGGACGACAGAUGAACUGGCCACCCGGCUAAAGGAAGCCGAGAUGAAUUCCAGAUCUCAUGGAGUAUCCAGACUUCAUCCGAUCAUCUAUGUGUAGCACUUACUGAAAACACUAUCGUCUAUGUGUAGCGUUUGAAGAAUCAAGCUCUAAGCUCGUCCUAUGCUCCUAUGGAGUGACAAAUAGGACUCAUUCCGACUAUUAUAUUGAUCAUCAAUAAGAGGGAUUUCUCUGAACUCUUAUAUAAUUCCUAAUAAUUUGUGUGGUUCA